AUGAGCAAGUCUUAGCAUCGGCGUACCUAACCGGUAGAGUUCGCUUCCGUUUGUUACUAGCAGACUAGCCGAGAUUUGUGAAAGCGUCACAUUGCUUUCUCUUGGUGGAGUGUGUCUCCUCAUAGUCGAUCUUUUAGCCCUAAACUUCCAGUAUAAAGUGAGACAUAUUGUCAAUCAGUCAAUCCGUAGAAAUGCGCUUGAAUUCCUCUUUCUUUCAUCAGCGGAUGUAGUUGAAAAUUUGAAGGAACUGAGCAAGCAAGAGAAGGGGCAAGUACAAGGUCUCUCUACUCGAUGUGGGAAGGCUUCCUUAAGCAUUACGGUGGCUUACACUGCAUAUGUUAUUCGUGAUCUUCGUUAAAGCUUACUUGGCCGAAAGUUUGCCCUCAAUGAAGUGGAUUUCUUAUGCCGCUUACACUCAGAGCGAGAACUUUACUCAAAUGGAAUAGCCACUUGGGGUCGACGUAUAGAGCUUCUUCGAGACRUAGAAAAGCUCUGGGUUGGCAUUUGUGGGGUUACGCUUACUUCUUAGCUUGUUUAAUAUUCUUCGAUAGAAUGGUACUGAGUUCUUGUUCUUUAAAUUGUCCCGACCUUCUGAUUUUUAGUCCUAAGAAGGAAGGAGCCAAAGACAAAUGUAAUCUAAAUGGGUGGAAAUCUACGAUACCUGAUUUGUGUGGCUGCUUGAAUCAGCAGAGAAGCCACGAAAAGCAAAAACAGUUGUUGGAGAGGCUACACUUAGACUUUUGUGAUACUCUACCUUUUCACGAGCAUUUGGCAUUUCUGGCGAAUGCAACUGAAGAUAAAUGUACAGAAAAAUUGUUAGGGAUUGUGAACGCCGACUGUGUGGCUUCGCAGUGGAACAGCAAAUUUGAAGGGAUUAUUGAGCGUAUUGAUUGCAACGUGGAAUACUCAGUUCGUUGGAAGUGUAAGGACUGUAAGGAGGCCUAUAAGGAAUGGAUAUGUACAAAUCUAGUUUUACCUAAAAUGAUAGGCGACAAAGAACCUUGCAAGCAAGCUGCAUGUAAAAGAGUAUUACAAAGGUGUCCAUAUUUCCUUCCAUUUUCAGAUAAUCAAUGGAGUGGACAAUCGGCAUUUGAGUGUGAUACUGAAAAGAAAGAUAGUUCACAAUGCGUGGAUGUUCCAGAAAUGAAAAACAAUGUGAAGUCCAAUUCUGGCAGCUAGCACUUGGAACUUGCAAACUUUAAAGAAAAAAAUUCUAAGGAUUCUACAUUAUCUCACAAGUCAAUACUCUCAUUGUUAUGUACAUAAAAUAUGAAAAAGUGUAGCCAUACAAAGAUCAUUCAAAGGUACAUGUAUAAUAUCAACAACAGUACUGACUUUAUGCAGAUUUUAACUCAAAUAUAUAAUUUUAUGUAUGGGGUAGAUUACGAAAAAAUUUCUGAUAUGUGCAAACUAUAUAUAAUAUACAACAGUCUGAUUACCAUAUCCUUCGCUUCUUUGAGGGGAUUACAUAUCUUUUAAUAAAGACCAAGUUAAUGUUCACUGUUAUAUAAAAGGCAUUGAUUGAAAAAGAGAUAUUCACACUUCCUUGCAUAAAAAAGCCUGUUCAUGUAAAUGUACUGGGGCAAGUCAAAACAGGGAAGUCAGCUUGAGCAAAAGUCUAUCACAACAAGAUCUUUUGUUACACUGGGCCUAUUAGGAGGCCUAAUAACGAUUUCUUAUCAAUGUGAAACAGUCAGUGUUGUCCUCUUUUUAAGAACAAGUUGCAAUGUUGGUUAAUUGUUUGGAUAAUAAUAAAAGUACUGGUUGGGUAUUAGUCUGUUGUUGGCCAACUCCCUAUUGAUGCUUAAUUUGGUAACACAUUUGUUAUUUUUAUAGUUUUAUUGUUUUGCAAGUGUAUUUAAUGCCUUUUAUGCUGUGUGAAAACUAUAUCUAUAUGUUUGUAAGUGUUAUGUAAUAUUGUAUUUAUAUUUGUAUUUUGUAUUCAUGCAUUUUUGGCCGUUCCUUGCCUAAUUUUAUUUUGGCAAGWGAUUUUUAGAUAUGUUGCCUGAUUUUGAGUCAAUAUUACAAGGAAACCUUUUUAGCUAGGCCACUUUGAGUGAUUGAGGAAAUAAAGACUUUCUAGAUUUUUUGAAUGAUUGAAUACACCUGUUUCAGAAAAAUGUUGUCGGUUGGAGAUCAUAAAUCUGACAUCUACAGCCUUGUAACACACUUCUAAAUGUAAUAUAUUCACAGCCAAACAAUGCAGUUUUCUUUAAGAUUGGAAUAUGAAGCCUGACCUCUGAGUUAGGAGUUCGUAUUAGCCAGAAAACACAAAAAAACAAAUAAUCCAUUUUGUCUCAGAUUGCCCAUUUCCGAUCUCCAGCUGUAAAAGUUUUUGAAAUAGUUGUAUACUGAAUUUCACUUUGCUCCUAAUCAUGAACAGGUUUUUUUWAAAUCAAAGGUUUUUUAAAAUCAAAGGUUCAAGCUUGGAAAUUAUUUUUGAAGAGAUCAAGAGGCCUAUGAUUGCAGUCAUUCUAUGAUAUGUCAGGAUGUGACUGUUUGAUGUGGUUAUAUUUUAUAGCAGUCUAAAACAGCUAGCUGUGAGCUAUACCUAUAGUAUAUGCAACAUUGUAAAAUUACAAAAGAAGUCAUAAUUGAAAUGAAGUACCAAUUUUUUCUUGAAUUAUUAACAAUAUUCGGAAACAAGUGGCUAUUGUUUCACUGCUUUGAUAAAAACGUUUUUUUAGAAUUGAAAGUAGUAAAAUAUUCUAAUUUACACAGAUCUUUAAACUUAAAGUCAUGUUAUCAGAAGUAGAUUUUAAUAAACUGUGAAAUGCUUAUGGUACAGAUUCAUUAUGUCGUAAUGUGAUGGUGCUGUGUAAUGUCCAUGCAUUCUGAUUGGAGCAACACUAAUUUCAAGCACAGUUAUUGGUUAAUAUUGUAUACCAUUAUAUUCUGUGUGCCAUAAGUUUUUACAAUAUUUUAAUACUUUAAAGAGUCAUAACAUCAGCUUUCAUCUGGGUUAAAAUAAUGGUUGAUCAGUCUCCUGUCAUGAUGAUUGGCCAAAUUCGUUUUGCUCAGUCAUACCUUGUUUUUGCUCAAUGUUACUAGUCAAAAUGACCAGCAAGGCAAAGAUUUGACUGGACAAGUUCCAAUUAUUUUGGCCAGACAUUGUCUGAUGACCAGCUGUCAUUAUUCCAGAUUAUCCAUUAACAAUCAACCACAGUCUUUCUAAAUACUAUACUCUCAAUAUUGUAUAAUCGCAAUCAACACAGACUACCUGAAUGGUGCAUAUGCAGAAGCUAGAAAGCAUUACUCUAAGUUUACCCAAAUAUACAUUUAUGAAAAAAAUAUGACCACACAAUAGUCAGAUGGCAUUCCACACUUCAGUUUGCUAUUUCUGAUCCAUGUCAUCUAAUUGCUUGACAUUUGAUAAUAAGUUUAAUAAUGAGGAGGGUUUGAAACAUUAAUAAGGUUGCUUGUGAGGAAAAAAAUGAGAUUAAUAAAAAAUUGAGUGAAAAUCAAUUUGGAAGUAUAUUUAGAUAGCUGAUGAAAAUGGGAAUUUUAAAUCCCACAUUCAAGGUUGGACAAAACUGUUGGAAACAAGUUAGGAUACAAAAAGAAACUAAAAUCAAUAGACAUAACAUAACCACAGAGGAAAAAAGGAAAUCUCAAGAAGUUUUUGACCAACAUUAUUCAAGCUAACUUUAUUAGAGAUAUUUCCCUUCUGUAUAUUUUUAUUAUGAUUAUGAUAGUAUGAUUUUGUUUGGUAUAACAUGCCUUGAAAGGUACUUAAGCCUAGGUCAGCUGAAUCUAAAAGGUGGGUUUGAUGUCUUUAAAUAUUGGCUUAGUACUAGUGAUGUAAAUGUGUUAACCAUAACAAUACCUUUUGUCGUUUUGGUUAGCUUAAUGUAAACGACAGUAUUGUAAGCCUACCUAUUAGAACAAAGAAGGCUGCCUAGAAUUAUCUUUUGUGUCCAACACAAUCAGUACUGUCUUAAAAGCUUUAAAUUAGAUUGAACGUUUGACAUGACAUAAGGGAAAUAGAUCAAAACCUGUCAAAUAGUGUAUUAUAGCUAUUACAGUCACAAUGCUGGCCUUUUUAAGUAAAAAGCCUAGUAUAAGAUGGCUUAAAAUUUCAAAGAUUUAAAAAAAGUAUUUUUAAGAAAGAUAAAAUUAUUGGUUUAUUAUUAUUAUUAUUGGUUAGUUUUAGUUUYGUAAUAGUGUCUUUGGAAUAUUUAAGUGAUAUGCCACCUGAUUUAUAAAAUAAUAUUAGUAAACUAUCAAAUCAUAUGCUUUAAUUAUUGCAGUUGUGUAACACAACUGGAUACAAAUUCAACCUUUACGUGAAUGUGUAGUUCCAGAAAUUAUCCAUAUGCACCCCAUAGAGGAAUUUGGAAUUUCCGAAGGGUAGGGGGGUCAGAAAAAGAACAAAAAAUUAUGGAGUUUGUAUAAGAGAAUAUUGGAAUUUCCAGAGGUAGGUAGGGGGUCUUUAAAAAAAUUCCUCCUUGAGGGGGGCAUGGAUUAUUUCUGGAACUAUACAAUCAUGAUUACCAAAACAAUGUAGGUAGUGAAAAUGUAAAGCUAAUUUAACCAAAUGGUUUAUUAAUUGCGAAAGGGAGAUUUUAUAGUUUAUUUAGUGGGAGAAACAGUGAUGUGCAUUAGUGGUUGUAAUUUGUUUUAGUGCAAUGUUUUCCCAGAUAACAGAUCGACCAAGUAUAACUUUCAAGAGUAACCUUUUUUUGUUCCACAGUUCCGCAUAAGAAGACAUGAAUAGAAUAUAGAACUCAAAAAAGAAUCUUAUUAUCAUUUUCACAGAGAUUCACCCCUACACGUUCGUAUUUUGAAYGAGCUUUAUCAGCUCUUGGACAAUACAUGUUUAAAUAGAUUAUUGAUUGAUUGAUUGAAUCUGAAAUGGGAAAACAUUGCAUCAAGACAAACAAGAUCUAUUGCCCUGGUUUUAAUAAUACAAUUAUAAUAUUAUGUUUUACUACUCUGAUUCAAUGUUUUUCUUGUGGUAUUAAAUAUAAUAUCAAAUGAAAMAAGCAAUCAAACAAGCAAAAAUAAACGACAAUUUGCACAUUAAGCAUUUAAAACAUCAACAAAAUGUCAGUAAAAAAGGGGAGAAAUGAUCAAAAAGCAUCUACCUGCAUACGUGGGUGUACAACAACAUAAUGUUUUCUUUGAUUGCUAUUUAAAUUGCGAAACAGAAAUUUAUUGGGCAAAUGUGUUCACCAAAGCAAAAGACAAAACCUAUACUUUAAACUCAUCGUUAAUGAUGACAACGCUACUGCGAGAUGUCAUUGACCUCGAGUCUAACUUAGCCUAAAUUACAUUUAACCACAUUAAAAUGAUUAUCACAUUA
Messenger RNA from Actinia tenebrosa (Australian red waratah sea anemone), 5305 nucleotides. RefSeq lists its product as uncharacterized. Gene Ontology annotation, biological process: calcium ion import across plasma membrane. Gene Ontology annotation, cellular component: plasma membrane. Lineage: Eukaryota; Metazoa; Cnidaria; Anthozoa; Actiniaria; Actiniidae. Gene Ontology annotation, molecular function: stretch-activated, monoatomic cation-selective, calcium channel activity. The record is from RefSeq and is a predicted model, not a curated record.